AUGCUUCGAUCAUCGCAAGCAGCUCUCAAACCCAGAUUUGCCAUUGCACGUCUGGGCAGCACCGCUAUCGUCAGUGCCGUCCUGGCAGCUCGAUGGAGCCCCGCGGCUCGACAGCUGCACACGUCGUACCCGGCCGCAUCCCCUGUCCUUACUCGCGCCCAACCUCAUCUGCCCGCUAGCCUCGAGCACCACCGCAACGCCUCCACUGUCACCAACCCUGCGGAAGCGACCACGCUCAAGCCGCUCCCCGCCAAGAUCCUCAUCGCAAACCGCGGCGAGAUCGCAUGCCGCAUCAUCCGCACCUGUCGCCGACUGGGCAUCUCGACCGUCGCCGUCUUCUCCGAGGCAGACGCCGCGUCGCAGCACGUCAAGCUGGCCGACGAAGCGUACUGCAUCGGACCCGCCGCUUCGUCUGAGUCCUAUCUGCGACAGGACAAGAUCCUGGACGUGGCGACGAGGACGGGAGCGACGAUGAUCCACCCAGGCUACGGCUUCCUCAGUGAAAACGCGGGCUUUGCGAAGCUCCUGGAGGAGAGCAACGUGACGUUCAUGGGUCCGCCAGCCAGUGCGAUCGAUGCGAUGGGCAGCAAGUCCGCCUCGAAAGAAAUCAUGCUUGCUGCAGGCGUACCCUGCGUUCCUGGCUACCAUGGGGCUGAACAGGACCCCGACUUCCUCGCCAAAGAGGCGGACAAGAUUGGCUACCCUGUCCUCAUCAAGGCUGUCAAAGGCGGUGGUGGUAAAGGCAUGAAGAUCGCCGACACGCCCGGAGACUUUGCGGAUGCACUCUCCUCGGCUCAGCGUGAAGCGGAAAAGUCGUUCGGCGACCCCACCGUUCUGAUCGAAAAGUACCUCACUGCACCACGUCACGUCGAAGUCCAAGUCUUUGCAGACAGUCACGGCAACGCAGUCUACAUCUCGGAGCGCGACUGCUCCGUCCAACGACGUCACCAAAAGAUCAUCGAAGAAGCACCCGCACCCCAUCUGCCCGACAACCUCCGCACCGAGUUGGGCGAGAAAGCCGUCGCAGCAGCCAAAGCCGUCGGCUACAUCGGCGCCGGAACGGUGGAAUUCAUCCUCGACGCCAAACGACCCGACAACUUCUACUUUAUGGAGAUGAACACGCGGUUGCAGGUGGAGCAUCCUGUGACGGAGAUGGUUUCGGGCCUGGAUCUGGUGGAGUGGCAACUCGAGGUGGCGGCUGGCAACCGACUGCCUCUGUUGCAGGACGAGCUGAAGAUCGAAGGUCACGCGUUUGAGGCUAGGAUCUACGCGGAGAAUACGGAUGCGAAUUUUUUGCCGGAUACAGGGAGGUUGGUGCACGUUGCACUGCCACCGACGACGACAGUGACGCACUCCAAUCCUGCGCUCACCUCGAGGGGCUCUGGAGAGGUGGUGAGCGGAAACAGGGCCGAGGCGGUGGUGAGGGUGGACACGGGUUUCGUUAGUGGCGACGAGAUCUCAGUGCACUACGAUCCCAUGAUCGCCAAGCUCAUCGUCAAAGGACGGGAUCGCACCGAGGCGCUGCGCAUCAUGGCCAACGCGUUGGAUCGCUACCAAGUCGUUGGGCCGAUGACCAACAUUCAGUUUUUGAAAAAUCUGGUGCGGCAUCCGAAGUUCGUCGAUGGCGAGGUGGAGACUGGGUUCAUCGGCAAGUAUGGUGAUGGGCUAUUUGGCGAUCCUCACACGUCCGAUGCUCAAUUGCGGGAGGCGGUGGCGCAGGGAGCCGUGUGGAUGUUCCAGCGCGACCUGGGGGCCAACUCCGUCGACGGAAAAGGAUCCAUUUGGACCAACACCUCCUUCCGUCCAACGCAGACGAGGUCGUUCAACCUCAACCACAAGAGCCUAGGCGAUCUCACCGCCACCGUCACCCCCUCCCCUUCCGCCGAUGAGUUCAAGGUCACCCUCACCUCCGGCACCUCCUCCACCGAUCUCACCAUCCGUCCCCUAGGAUGCACCACCAUCCCGCACGGCCUAGCACACACAACCUUCCUCCCCACCGGCACAUCCACCACCUUCACGCUCACCCCGCCCACCUGGUUCGCCAAGAUCUCCGACACCCCCGAUGGCGCCUCCACCGACGCCCUCGCCUCGCCCAUGCCCAGCAAGAUCGUCGAUUGCAAAGUCCAACCCGGCCAGAAGGUGCGCAAGGGCGAGACGGUGGUCAUUCUGGAAGCCAUGAAGACUGAAAUUAGUCUCAAGGCGAAUCGGGAUGCGGUGGUGGAGAGUGUCAGUGGCAAGUGCAAGGCUGGCGCGCUGGUCGCGGAAGGGACCGUGUUGGUGAGGUUCCAGGCGGAACAGGACAAGUAG
Kalmanozyma brasiliensis GHG001 is the source of this 2307-nucleotide messenger RNA. RefSeq names its product Carbamoyl-phosphate synthase, large subunit, N-terminal. The transcript has a single exon. Gene Ontology annotation, molecular function: methylcrotonoyl-CoA carboxylase activity; ATP binding; metal ion binding. Bases 1 to 2307 code for a protein of 768 amino acids. The record is from RefSeq and is a predicted model, not a curated record. NCBI's taxonomy places the organism in Eukaryota, Fungi, Basidiomycota, Ustilaginomycetes, Ustilaginales. Gene Ontology annotation, cellular component: mitochondrion.